Molecule: messenger RNA, 1810 nt
Organism: Centropristis striata (black sea bass)
Lineage: Eukaryota; Metazoa; Chordata; Actinopteri; Perciformes; Serranidae
Product: phospholipase ABHD3-like
Exons: 9
Coding region: 397-1605 (402 amino acids)
Biological process (GO): medium-chain fatty acid biosynthetic process; medium-chain fatty acid catabolic process
Molecular function (GO): acetylesterase activity; monoacylglycerol lipase activity
Source: RefSeq, a predicted model, not a curated record
GCCCUACAACAGAGAUAAUCUACUUCUCUCUCAGCCUAUCAGCGCGGUGGAGGCGGGCCGUUAGAGGCCGCUGUCUCUUUAAACAUACGAACUUCCGUUGUGGCCUGAGAACCAGGAAGCAGCGGCCGCCGGAGAAAACACCGCUGAAUAAGCCCGCAGGUGGAUACCGGCUUUCUGUCAUUGCCCUCGGUGGUGAUGGGUCGUGUGGCAGACAAGGAGCGGCUGUAAAACAUCUUUAACGUUAGCUGGUGAUGAUGAAGGCAGGUUGUCCGACAUUACUGUAACUAACGUGUCAGUUGUCUGUCCCGUUAAAGAGUCAAUGACAAGAGUUAAUGACGCUGGAGCCCAUCGUCAGCAGCAGGUUUAGCUCUCUUCUGCAGUUACUAGAUAGACAUCAUGCUUUUAUCUCAUUUGGAGCUGUGGAUAACAUAUUGGGAGUGUGUCUCCAGACCUUACACGGUGUUCAUCUGCUCCCUCACGGCCGCACUGUACUAUCUGUGGGGCCGCAAGUGUCAGACACCUGCCCUGGUUUCUAGCAAGACUUUCAGCGCAUUUCUCCACAAGCACUGUCCCAUUGUGACCGAGCGCUUCAGUCCCACCCCGUGGUGCUGGGGUGGCCGGCUUCAAACCCUGGUCUGUGCCCUCCUCAAGUCCAGACCCCCCGUCGCUUAUCGCAAUGAGCUGAUCCGAACAGUUGAUGGUGGUCAGAUCUCCCUGGACUGGGUGGACAAUCGGGACAGUGCAAGCUACCCAGAAUCCUCUACCCGCCCCACAGUACUGAUCCUCCCAGGCCUGACAGGCAACAGCAAGCAGUCUUAUGUGCUCCAUGCUAUCGGCCAGGCCUCCCGCCGCGGCUACAGAUGUGUGGUCUUCAACAACAGAGGGCUCGGAGGGGAGGAGUUGUUGACGCCUGUCACCUACUGUGCAGCCAACACCUCAGAUCUUGAGCGUGUGGUGCAGCAUGUCAAAGGACUUUACCCACAGGCCCCUGUGCUUGGUCUUGGUGUGUCUUUGGGAGGCAUGGUAUUAUUAAACUACCUGGCCCAUAAGCGUACAGAGACAGGGAUGGUGGCUGGUUUCACCAUCUCUGUCCCCUGGAACGCACUGAAGUCUGCCGCCUCGAUGGAAGAACCGCUCAACUGGCUGCUUUUCAACAAAUACCUCACCAUCGGCCUCUGUCGUGCUGUCACCAGGCACAGGAAGGUUCUGGAGAAAGUAGUGGACAUUGACCAUGUCUUGAAGGCGCAGACUAUCCGUGAGUUUGACGAACGCUUCACCUCUUUGCUGUUUGGUUAUAAAUCUUGCACGGACUAUUACCACGAUGCCAGCCCAGACAGUAAACUCCCCAACACUGCGGUUCCCAUCUUGUGUCUCAACGCUGCCGAUGACCCCUUCUCUCCCCAACACGCCUUCCCGUUGACCACAGUCCAGAGCCUGCCUAAUGUGGCUCUGAUGUUGACGGCCCACGGUGGACACAUCGCCUUCCUGCAGGGUUUGUUCCCCCGGGGUGAGAGCUACAUGGAGCGCCUGUUUGGUCAGUUUGUCCAAGCUGCCUUUGAACACCCCAAGGACAUCAAAAAAGCCUGUGGCAUUAAGGAGGAUUAAUUCCUCCGAACAUCACUGAAUACUAUUUAAUACAAAUACUGAGUGCUAGCUCAGAAGAAUAUGAAGUAACCGACGUCACAGCAGUAGAACAGCAAUUCACAAAAAUGCAUUGCUCAGCUUUGCAUGGCGUUAUCCGCAGAAAUGUUGGGUCUCCUCCAUGUUCGCACAGAGAACGACCAACUGUAUUGUACAAUCGUGACCUCAC